GCGGGCCGCGAGCCGCACUCCGCAGCAUCACAGCCCCGGGCAGCAGGCGGGAGCGUGGGCGCAGGGUGGCCCGAACUCUUCUGCAGUCUCCCAUCGCAGGCAUGUAGCGGUACCAGUCGGGUUCUGCAAAAGUCCGCGCGUAGUGGUUCUCAACGUCGGAGCGGCGCGCGUCUGGAGGGUUACCGCUGCGCUUGGAGCCCCGCGCGAGAGGGACACGAGAAGGCGGAAGGCGCGAAGGGGGCCGCCUGUCCUGCGGACAACGAGAGAAAUCUGUGAAGAUGAGCAGGAGAGCGGAAUUGUUUGGGGGCGCACCACGCUUUCUCUCCCGACCGAAGGCAUGCACGGUGCCGCAGGGCCAGGAUGCCACUCUCAGCUGCCAGAUCGUGAGCUCCCCGAGCCCCACCGUCACCUGGGAAAAGGACAGCAAGCAGAUCCGCUCGGGAGGCCGCUACAAGAUUGUGGAGGAGGGCAACACAUACCGCAUGACGGUGCGAGACCUCAUGCUGUCCGACAGCGGCCAGUACAUCUGCAGGGCCCGCAACUACGUGGGCGAGGCGUACGCGGCCGUCACGCUGGUGGUGGAGUACACGCCGGGCUACAGGCAGGAAUCGAGCGCUCCACUCCUGCCCCAUGAGCCUCCCGCGUUCAUCAUGAGGCCGACCUCGCAGAAAGUCUCCCAGGGAUACAGCGCCACGUUCACCUGCAUGGUGAGCGGGCGCCCGGCGCCCACCAUCACCUGGCAGCGGGAUGGCAAGAACGUCGACAACUUUGUGGAUAGCUACCGCUUCCUUACCGAGGGCAGAGACGGCAUGCACACGCUGAAGAUCAACAGCGUCCGCCCCAGCGACAUGGGCACCUACAGCUGCAAGGUGAAGAACAGCGCCGGGGAGGUCAAUGCGUCCGCCAUCCUGGGAGUUCCGUCGGAGCAGAUUUUGUGGUCAAAGCCCCCGUCGACGGCGUACGGCAAGAAGGAGGAGGACACACCGGCACUCUCGUACAUGCACCGCAAGAGGUUCGACUAUCACCAAUAUUCGAGCAACGCGUUGACAUCUCGGCUGAGUCCCUACACCUCGUACCGGAGCUACUCGCACUCGCCCGUGCGUCCGCAGGAGGAGGCCUCCACCAGGUCCUACUCGCGAUCGCCCAGCCGCUACGGCCGAGAGCAGUUGUCUCCGAGCGACGCGGCCACAAUGCGUGCAAGAAGCAAGUCGCCCAUUUACCGGCAGGAGGCCCGGGCCCCCCGCGCCCCCUCCCCCAGCCGCCCCGGCAAGGACUACCUGUCGCCUGCCCACACCACCUCCAGCUACCGGCCGGGCAGGAGUGCGUCCCGGUCUCCCGUGCGCCUGGUGGAGGAAACACCGGACACCAGGGUGGGCUCCUCGCGCUACUCCACGGAGAAUCUGCUCAAGACCACCAAAACCUUCACGGUCACCGAAGGGAAGCACGCGCGCUUCAGCUGCUACGUGACGGGCAAGCCGAAGCCGGAGAUCGUGUGGAAGAAGGACAGUGAGAUCAUCGUCCCGGGACGCCGUCACCUGACCUACGAGGACGACGACGGGUACUUCAUCCUCAAAGUGCUCUUCUCCAAGCAGUGCGACAACGGCCUGUACACCUGCACGGCCACCAACGUCGUGGGCAAGACCUACAGCCCCGUACAGCUCAUCGUGCACGAGCCACGGGUGCCCUUCAGGACCAAGCUGCGUGAUGUGGAGGUGCGAGAGAAGGAGUCGGUGACGCUGGAGUGCGAGGUGCCGCACCGCGGCGUGAAGGCCAGCUGGUACCUGGAGGAGACAGAGCUCGAGCCUCAUCCGGACAAGUACGUGAUGGAGGAGGAGGGGACGAUGCGCCGCCUGACGAUCCGCAACGUGACGGCGGACGACGAGGCGGUGUACGUGUGCGAGAUGUCCGAGGGCAGCCGCACCGUGGCCGAGGUCACCGUCAAGGGGGUGAUUGUGAAAAAGCUGCCACGUCGGCUGGAGGUACGAGAGAAGGAGACUGCUUGCUUCACUGUGGAAUUGAACAAGGAGGGCCUGGAGGGUCGCUGGCUCCAGAACAACGUAGAGAUCCGCCCUGGCCCCCGGGCGAAGGUGGAGGUCUCCGGGACGAGUCACACGCUGAGGCUCACGGAGCUCACGCAGCAGCAAUCGAGCACCAUCGUCUUCCUUACGGGGAGCUCCAGGACAACCUCGCAACUCGUUGUCACCGCGAUCCGGUACGCCCCGCCGGCUCCGCCGACGGAUGCCAUUGCAAGGGCGCAAUCGGAGAGCUGGCUGCUGCUGAGCUGGUGCGCACCUCCCGAGCGGAGCCGUGCCCCCGUGGAGGGAUACGUGGUGGAGGCGAAUCGCCUCGGCAGCAGCGUGUGGACACGCUGCCACGCAUCCGCCAGCGUGCCCGGGCCCGAGUUGCUCGUGGAGAACUUCUCCAAGGAGGGCGACUACCAACUGCGGCUCUCCUCCGUCAACGCAGCAGGGCGCAGCCUCUGCGUCGACAUCCCUGGAACGUACUACAUAGGUCGGUACGAGCUGUGCCUGUCAGCUUGA
Messenger RNA from Lethenteron reissneri (Far Eastern brook lamprey), 2540 nucleotides. Its product is annotated as obscurin-like. Gene Ontology annotation, molecular function: protein binding. The record is from RefSeq and is a predicted model, not a curated record. NCBI's taxonomy places the organism in Eukaryota, Metazoa, Chordata, Hyperoartia, Petromyzontiformes, Petromyzontidae.